AUGAAUAGCGUGGACAUCGGGCGCUACAAGCGCAUUAUAAACUACCUCUGGGAUCCGGAACCCAGAAAUGACCUACCAGAUGAACCAAUAUGGUGCUUAGGCAUACGCUACCCUCCGAACCAUCGUGGAUGGAAGACACAGGAUCAGGAUGGAAGCGCACAGGGCCAAUAUGAGCAGAAGACCAUCCCAACGGAGAAGGCAAAUGAGCAUCAGUGGCCCGAAGAGUUUCUUGACGACGUUGAAUCUAGGAUCUGGAUCACAUAUAGAUCGAACUUCACACCGAUCCCGAAGCCACCCAACCAGGAAGCGAACCCAGCCAUGACAUUGACUGUGCAUCUAAGAAGUCAACUUAUGGACUCGCAGGGGUUUACCUCUGACACAGGAUGGGGUUGCAUGAUAAGAUCGGGCCAGAGUUUACUAGCGAAUGCAAUGCUCAUCUUGUUGCUCGGCCGCGACUGGCGCCGGGGAACAGAAGCUGGAAAGGAGGCUCAGCUAUUACAUCAAUUCGCCGACCACCCCGAAGCCCCAUUCUCGAUACACCGGUUUGUGCAGCACGGUGCCGAAUUCUGUAAUAAAUACCCUGGAGAAUGGUUCGGCCCAUCUGCCACUGCCAGAUGCAUCCAAGCACUCGUGGCUCAGCAAGGAAGCUCCGAACUCAGAGUAUACAUCACUGACGACACCGCUGAUAUAUACGAGGAUAAGUUUGCCCGCAUCGCCCAAGCCGAACAUGGGGACUUCAUCCCUACACUCAUCUUGGUUGGGACACGACUGGGAAUCGACCAUGUCACACCUGCCUACUGGGAUGCACUUAAAGAAGCACUGCAGCUCCCCCAGUCAGUGGGCAUCGCAGGCGGGCGUCCUUCCGCAUCACACUACUUCAUUGGCGUUCAUGGCCAAUACCUAUUCUACCUCGAUCCUCAUCAUACUCGUCCGGCAUCGCUACAUCAGGAUGUCAACGACACCCUCACUCACGAAGAAGUCAAUACCUAUCACACUCGACGCCUUAGAAGAAUACAUAUCAAAGACAUGGAUCCAAGCAUGCUAAUUGGCUUCAUUAUCCGAAGUAGAGAGGACUGGACUGACUGGAAGACUCGGAUCCUGUCUGGUCGGGGAAAUUCAAUCGUACAUAUUCUGAGCGAAGAUACUGCCAAUCACCAGGCCCGCAAAGAGGCGAUUGACGAGGUAGAGGCGCUUGAUGACUGA
This is a messenger RNA of Aspergillus clavatus NRRL 1, 1203 nucleotides long. Its product is annotated as cysteine protease ATG4. The coding region runs from base 1 to 1203 and encodes 400 amino acids. NCBI's taxonomy places the organism in Eukaryota, Fungi, Ascomycota, Eurotiomycetes, Eurotiales, Aspergillaceae. Gene Ontology annotation, molecular function: protein-phosphatidylethanolamide deconjugating activity. The transcript has 5 exons. The record is from RefSeq and is a predicted model, not a curated record.